Messenger RNA from Phyllostomus hastatus (greater spear-nosed bat), 5567 nucleotides. RefSeq names its product klotho beta (gene KLB). The record is from RefSeq and is a predicted model, not a curated record. Gene Ontology annotation, molecular function: hydrolase activity, hydrolyzing O-glycosyl compounds; fibroblast growth factor receptor binding; fibroblast growth factor binding. Bases 10 to 3141 code for a protein of 1043 amino acids. The transcript is spliced from 5 exons. Gene Ontology annotation, biological process: fibroblast growth factor receptor signaling pathway; carbohydrate metabolic process. NCBI's taxonomy places the organism in Eukaryota, Metazoa, Chordata, Mammalia, Chiroptera, Phyllostomidae.
UAGUGGCAAAUGAAGCCAGGCGGCGCGGCGGGGUCUCCAGGGAAUGAAUGGGUUUCCUCCAGCACUGAUGCCAGGAACGGGCGCUAUAGGGAAGCGAUGUCCGGCGGGGCGCUGCAAAGAUCCGUCAUCCUGUCAGCGUUCGUUCUCCUGCGGGCUGUUGCUGGGUACUGCGGGGACGGAAGAGCUAUAUGGUCUAACAACACUAAUCUUAGCCCGGUAAAUGAAAGUCAGCUGUUCCUCUAUGACACUUUUCCUGAAAACUUUUUCUGGGGCGUUGGGACUGCAGCAUUUCAAGUGGAAGGAAGUUGGAAGACAGACGGAAAAGGUCCCUCUAUCUGGGAUCAGUUCACCCAGACACACCUUAAAAAUGUCAACAGCACGAAUAGUUCCAGUGACAGUUACAUUUUUCUGGACAAAGAUUUACUGGCUCUGGAUUUCAUAGGAGUUUCUUUUUAUCACUUUUCCAUUUCCUGGCCAAGGCUCUUCCCCGAAGGAAUAGUAGCGGUUGCCAAUGCGAAAGGUCUCCAGUACUACAAUGCUCUGCUGGACGCGCUGGUGCUUAGAAACAUUGAACCUAUAGUGACUUUAUACCAUUGGGACUUGCCUUUGGCACUCCAAGAAAAAUACGGGGGCUGGAAAAAUGAAACGAUAAUAGAUAUCUUCAAUGACUAUGCCACGUACUGCUUCCAGACGUUUGGGGACCGCGUCAAAUACUGGAUUACAAUUCACAAUCCGUACCUGGUGGCUUGGCACGGGUACGGGACAGGCACGCACGCCCCCGGGGAGAAGGGAGAUGCAGCAGCCGUCUACGCGGUGGGGCACCACCUGAUCAAGGCUCAUUCGAAAGUCUGGCAUAACUACAACAUAAAUUUCCGCCCACGUCAGAAAGGUUGGUUAUCGAUCACAUUGGGAUCCCAUUGGGUUGAACCCAACCGACCGGAAAGCACGGAGGACAUACUCAAGUGCCAGCAGUCCGUGGUCUCUGUGCUCGGGUGGUUUGCCAACCCCAUCCACGGGGACGGCGACUAUCCGGAGCUGAUGAGAAAGCAGUUGCUCUCCGCUCUGCCCCUUUUCUCCGAAGCAGAGAAGAAAGAGGUGAGGGGCACAGCUGACUUCUUUGCCUUUUCCUUUGGGCCCAACAAUUUCAAGCCCCAGAACACCAUGCCGAAAAUGGGACAAAAUGUGUCACUCAAUUUAAGAGAAGUGCUGAACUGGAUUAAGCUGGAAUACGGCAACCCCCGAGUCUUGAUCACUGAGAAUGGCUGGUUCACGAACAGUCAUGUGAAAACAGAGGAUACCACGGCCAUCUACAUGAUGAAGAAUUCCCUCAACCACGUUCUUCAAGCAAUAAGGUUUGAUAAAAUACAAGUGUUUGGUUACACGGCCUGGUCUCUCCUGGAUGGCUUUGAAUGGCAGGAUGGUUACUCCACACGCCGAGGAUUAUUUUAUGUGGAUUUUAACAGUAAACAAAAAGAAAGGAAGCCCAAGUCCUCCGCACAUUACUACAAGCAGAUCAUACAAGAAAAUGGCUUUACUCUGAAAGAGUCCACACCAGACAUGCAGGGCCAGUUCCCCUGCGACUUCUCCUGGGGUGUCACUGAGUCUGUCCUCAAGCCGGAACUGGUGGCUUCCUCCCCACAGUUCACGGACCCUCACCUGUAUGUGUGGAACGUGACAGGCAACAGAGUGUUGCACCGAGUGGACGGAGUGAAGCUGAAAACUCGGCCACGUCAAUGCACAGAUUUUGUCGGCAUCAGAAGACAGCUCGAGAUGUUGGCAAAGAUGAAAGUCACCCAUUACAAGUUUGCUCUGGACUGGGCCUCGAUCCUUCCGGCUGGCAACCUGUCCGCUGUUAACCGCCAAGCUCUUAGGUACUACAGGUGUGUGGUCAGUGAGGGCCUGAAGCUCAACAUCUCCCCAAUGGUCACGUUGUACUACCCGACCCACGCGCACCUUGGCCUCCCCCCACCACUGCUGCAGAGUGGGGGGUGGCUGAACCCCUCGUUGGCCAAGGCCUUCGAGGAUUACGCAGGGCUGUGCUUCCAAGAGCUGGGGGACCUGGUGAAGCUCUGGAUCACCAUCAACGAGCCCAACCGGCUGACUGACAUCUACAACCACACUGGUAAUGACACAUACAGGGCAGCCCACAACCUGCUGAUCGCCCACGCCCUGGCCUGGCACCUCUACGACCGGCUAUACAGGCCCGCGCAGCGCGGGGCGGUGUCGCUGUCGCUGCACUCGGACUGGGCGGAACCCGCCAACCCCUACGUGGACUUGCACCGGCAGGCGGCGGAGCGCUUCCUCCAGUUCGAAAUCGCCUGGUUCGCAGAACCCCUCUUCAGGACCGGGGACUACCCCGUGGCCAUGAGGGAGUACAUCGCCUUCAAGAACAGGCAAGGGCUGUCGCGCUCCACGCUGCCUCAGUUCACGGAGGAGGAGAGGAGCCUGGUCAAGGGCGCCGCGGACUUCUACGCCCUGAACCACUUCACCACCAGGUUUGUGAUGCACGCGCGCCGGGCCGGCAGCCACUACGACGCGGACAGGGACGUGCAGUUUCUGCAGGACAUCACCUGCCUGAGCUCCCCCAGCCGCCUGGCCGUCCUGCCCUGGGGGGAGCGGAAGGUGCUGAGCUGGAUCCGGAGGAACUAUGGGGACCUGGAUGUUUACAUCACCGCCAAUGGCAUCGACGACCCAGCUCCGGAAAAUGAUGAGCUCCGAAAGUACUACCUAGAGAAACACAUUCAGGAGGCCAUGAAAGCAUACCUGGUUGAUAAAGUUAAAAUCAAAGGUUACUAUGCAUUCAAACUGACUGAAGAAAAAUCUAAACCCAGAUUUGGAUUCUUCACAUCUGACUUCAAACCUAAAUCCUCAAUUCAGCUUUACAACAAACUCAUCAGCAACAGUGGCUUCCCUGCUGAGGACAGUAGUCCUGGAUGCAGUCAGACUCAAAGAAACACAGAGUGUACAACUGUCUGCUUAUUGCUUGUGCAGAAGAAACCACUGAUAUUCUUUGGCUGUUGCUUCUUCUCCACCUUGGUUCUACUUUUAUCAAUCGCCAUUUUUCAUAGGCGAAAGAGAAGAAAAUUUUGGAAAGCAAAGAAAUUACAACACAUACCAUUAAAGAAGAGAGUUCUUAGCUAAACGGACCUUAGUUCUGUCUGCAUGAUAAAAAGUUUAAAAGUUCACUCCAGUUCCAUAUAUAUACUGGUAACUUACAGAAGAUAUACCUAUAUUGUAAAAAAAAGUUUUUUGAGAAAUCAGUGGUAGCCAAUGACAAUGUCUCUACUGUGUGUUUCAAAUGAAUUUUCCAUUUGAUGUGUUGAUGUCAGUGAAUUCAGUUCUUGAAUCCUAAGAUAAAGGCUUUGCCUAAAUGGGCCAUUUUCAACCUUUUUUAUUUUAUGGCACACAUAAACUAAUUACUAAAAUUCUGCCACACGCUAAAAAAUAAUUUUUGCUGCUCUGACAAAAAGAUAGGCAUAAUUUUGAUUUAUCCACACCAGAUUGUUGUGUUGGCUGUUUUUGACAAUCUAAGGAAAAGAGGUCAGCACCCAACUAAAUAAUCAGGUAUUGCACGUUUUAAAAAUUCUUGUGGCACACUGGUUGAAAUUCAUUGGCUAGAGAAUAAGCUAUUAGGAUUUCCUGAUACAUUGCUUCAUGAAGUAUAAGCUAUUUCCCAUCAUUCUUUUCUUUUAUAAAUACCAACAGCUACUUAUCAUAAAAAAUAUUUUGAAAAAGUGCAACUUUGUUUUGUUAGACUUCACAGCAAAGAUUUGAAACUCAACACUGGACAUAUUCUGUCACUUCUAACAAGGCGUUUCCCCCUUUGUGUCAGGGUGGUUCUCAAAUGGAAAGAAAACACCCAACAGGGUAGUGCUUGUCGUAGCCAGUUACAUAGCAAAGACUCUUAAGCACAUCCACCCCUUAGUUUUUUUCAGUAGAAAUAAAAAUUGUCAAUUAUAAAACACCUAAUUUUGUGAGGUCGCUCCUUUUAUCAAAUAAUUAAAAAAACAUGAAACUCCAUAACUUAUCUCAUGGUAAGAUCAUUCUACUAAGAUCAAGGACAGCUAGACCCAAAUGCCUGUAAAGACAGGGAAGUCAAUCUCACGGUACAGCAACUUUCUGUUUAGACAAGGUGACAUCACUCUUCCUCACCUGAUUUUUGUGAGGUGACAAAAAUCCAAUCUAGCAUACUUAGGGAAGCUAAACAUCCUUUAAAAAUGUCGUUUUAUUAUCAAGUCAUCAGACAAGGGCCACGUCUGCCCAGGAGCUUCACUGUUCUGACACCACAGGCAUGUAUAGGCCGCUCAAAAAAUAAAAUGCAGCCGCAUCUGGACCUAGCAACUGUGACUCCUUGGAUGCAAUUCAGAAUGUUGAACCUAAAUGAGUCAGCGCUUUUUACAUUGCAGGUGGAAUUAAGGAAAUUCUGAAAUCUAAACUUGGAGUUUGAACUUUCUUGAACUCCAUGCUUAAUAUUGGUUCAGCGUAUUCUAAUUGUUGGAAAAACAAGUCUUGCACAUAAACCCACUUAUACCCACUUUCUUUCCGGAGGUUAGUCAGCACUUAAAUUACAGCAGCUGGUCACUCACUAGCCAGUCACCCUCUACAGGAAUUUAGACUUUCCUUUUAAAAACUAAAAGGAAAGCUUUUCAGUUCAAAAACUUGUUAGGAAACUACCCUAAAUUAAGGCAAUUGUGAUUGUUUUCCAAGUCCAUAUCUGUAAGAAGCCAAAUUACCUACACGAGAUCCUAACUGAUAAUUGUUUAAGUUUCAGAUACUGUAAAGAAAUAACACAAUUGGUCAGUUCAAGUAAAUACAAAAAGGAUGAGAAAUCAAUUUGCUAUUUGGGCGGCCAAAUUCAGAAAGUAAAUUUUGGCUGUUUCUUUUUAGUCCAUCCUCUUCGCAAGCAGUGCACCCAACUCCCCCAACCUUGGCUGUUUUUAGGUUAUGCAAGGAGUAUAUUUUCUUAGCGAACUAAGUGGGCCUGAGGCUACACACAUUUUUAACUGGUCAUUUGCUUUUAAACACAGUUAACUAUGUGGAAAGAGGCAUUUAAAUAGAUCACUUGGCUCGUGUCCCCCCCCCACCCCCCCCCCACCACCUUGUGCUGCCAUGGAUUCAUUCUGAUCCCAACCUGGGUUCUGAAAAUAAAAUGCAGUCAGCCACAGGAAUAACAGAUUUAGAACUAAAUUCAGGUUUUGCUUUUUUGGUCUCUACCUCGUGCUUUGUUUUAUUGUAUUCGUGGUUUACAAGUCCAUUAACCAUCACUAUUUUUAAAAUAUCUUUACAGUUAGAGCCUAAAGACCUACUGUCCUUUUUCAAACUUGUUACCUUCCCAUACUCUCCCAAAUAGUAGCUCUAAACCCAGUGCUUAUAGCCCUCCCUUUCUGGCACUUGAGAAGUAUUUUGUGUAUUAAAUAUAACCAUCUUUCACUAAUAAGUCUUUGAUAAAUGUGUAUGGAAAUAUCACAACUAUGGUAUUUAAAGAGCUUCGGGAAAAUGAGGUCUAUUGUUUAAUUUUCAAUGUAACUUAUUCCAAAUAAACUUAACAAUUUAGUCGAUUUUACAAA